Penicillium roqueforti is the source of this 1476-nucleotide messenger RNA. RefSeq lists its product as uncharacterized. The transcript has 2 exons. The record is from RefSeq and is a predicted model, not a curated record. NCBI's taxonomy places the organism in Eukaryota, Fungi, Ascomycota, Eurotiomycetes, Eurotiales, Aspergillaceae. Bases 1 to 1476 code for a protein of 491 amino acids. Gene Ontology annotation, molecular function: zinc ion binding.
AUGUCCGCUCCAACGGGCCAAUUCCACAGGCUGUCCAUUGGUCGAAAUAUGCCAGAUACGGCCUUGCCUACUAGAACGGCCCGCACGGGGCGGUCGGACUCUUCCAGCGACGAAAGUGAUCAUGGAGAGGCCGAUAGCUCUUCGGAGAGCUCUAGCGAUGGAGAAGAAGGGGACGAGGGUGAGGGCGAAGAAAGCAGCGGUGACGAACCGUCCGAAUCGAACAGCGCCUCCGUCCUCGCAACAUCCGGCAUCACCUAUGAUCUCAGUCAACUAGAUUCCGAGGCUGAAGCCAGGGCCUUUGUGGGCUUGACCGGCCAUUUCGAUGUUGUCAACUGUCGCUCUACCCCCGCCGGGUAUGACUUCCAGCUGUCGGAUCGGCCACAGGUGCACAUCGGCGCGGACUCGUCUACCUGCACUUGCGCGGCCUUCCAGGAUCGACCGGACGGCGCGUGCCAGCACAUCUUUUGGCUCGUCGAUCAACUGCACGGCUGCUUCCUCCCCACGCCUCGGUCUACGGAGGUGGCACUGACUCCAGAUGGACGUCCGGACCGUCUCCCUCGCAUUGAGGACCUUUUGCAGGGGAAUCUGAUGUCGGUUGCAACGCAGCUCAAAUGGCCGUACCAACGGGACGAGGAGGACGGCAUGACGCGGACAGAAAAGGUCCGGGACAUUUUCUCUGCGUUCAGCAACCGGACUCUCCCAGAAGACACUCGCCGGGACUUGACAGAGACAACCGAGCAAGCACGAACCGCAGAGCAGUGCGUGGUGCAAGGGGAUUUCGAAGCGACCAUGUUCCGACUCGCAGUGCACGAUGACGGGGUUUUCAACAGCCUAUGCAAGGCGAUGCCCGCCGGCGCGUGUGCGGCCAUCUACUUCGACAAAAUACAAGAGCAGUCACGCCGACUACUGAGCGACUUCGACCGAUACUGUGCAACCGGUGAGUUGCCGGCGAACCCCGUGGUCCCAGGUCUGGGUGUAGAGGUCAACGACGUUGUAACCCAUCUCCAGCGUUCUGUGUCCCGCAUUGCAGCCAACAUCACCGCACGCGCCCCUCACGGCUCUGAAAGCGCGGCCGAAGCCCUGGUGUCUCUUCUAGAGUCAGUCGUGGCUCGCAAUAAUGAUCCCCUCGAAGGCAAUCCCCAGGGUCGCCGGUCUUUCCACGGCGAGGACGAGGACCAGCGCAAUCUGUAUCACUUGCUCAUCGGGUCGGUCGAAACAGACUCCGAAACAGACGCGCGGCACUUUGUCCUUCACGCGCUUGAUGCCCUGCCGCCGGUGGACCUCCACCAGUGCGCCAACCGCCUGCGCGAUAUCCUCCGCAAGAUCGAAGUCAACCGUGCUCCGAAGCCAUAUCUUCUCCAUCUAGGCUCGUUGAUCCGUACCGGCGAAUCAGCCGCCACCACUGCGAUGGGAUCUGGACAAAAGCGACCGGCGGCUGGGAAUGGGAAUUCUGGGGGUUCAAAACGAACCCGCUGA